UCGAUGUGAACAUUCAGUCAGAGCUUUUGAGCCAUUCGGCCAUUCCGCCCCGCCUCCAUUCAGCCAAGUGCAUUAAGCCGCAUUUUCCUGCCAGGUGGGCUUCGCCGCGGCGCCACCAUCUCGGUUCUCUCGACUGAAGCAUAUCGUAUCAUAUCCUUCCCUCCUCCGUACGUCGUCUUCUACUCUCCCCCCUCGCCGAUCGUUAUGGCGCGCGCAUUGUCCGCGCAGUCCUGCCUCCUCUCCGCCUCCGCGCAUCCGCUUCUCCCCCCGCAACGCUCCGCCUCUUUUCUCCGCCAGCCCAGCGCUACCGCAGGGCUUGCGCCCAGCUCGUCCGCCGUCAUUCCCGCUCUAGCCGCUGUUUCCGGCGGCGCAUCGCCUGCCGUCAGCAGCCAGGGCGGGCGGUUUAUGGCGCGCAAACGCGCUGCGGGUGCGAUCCGUGGUCGCCGCGCGGUAUGCCGAGCGGAGAAGGCGGAGUCGAGUAACGCGACGGCGGCGCCGGGAGACGGCGACGCAAGCGCCGAGCCCCUGUCCGUGCUGGUCGUGGGCGGCGGCGGGCGCGAGCACGCGCUCUGCUACGCGCUGCGCCGCUCGCCCUCCACGGCGCACGUGUACUGCGCGCCGGGAAACGCGGGCAUCGCCCUGUCAGGCGACGCCACGUGUCUCCCUUCCCUGGAUAUCCGCAGCAGCAGCAGCGUGAUCCAGUUCUGCCGCGAGAACCGCGUGGGGCUCGUCGUAGUCGGGCCCGAAGCGCCCUUAGUGUCCGGACUAGUAGACGACUUAACGGAGAAUAAGAUUCCCGCGUUCGGGCCGACGCAGGGCGCGGCGCAACUGGAGGGGUCUAAGGGGUUUAUGAAGCGGAUCUGCGAUAAGUACGGCAUCCCCACCGCCAAGCACGCGUCGUUCACGGACCCCGCGAAGGCGAAAGACUACAUCCGCGAGCAGGGCGUGCCGAUUGUGGUGAAGGCGGACGGGCUUGCAGCAGGCAAGGGAGUGGUAGUCGCCACAGCCAUAGAAGAAGCCGAGGCGGCCGUGACGCGCAUGCUCGUGGAUGGGGAAUUCGGUUCCGCGGGCGGUCAGGUACUCAUCGAGGAGUUUCUCACCGGCGAAGAGGCGUCCUUCUUUGCUGUCGUCGACGGGGCCUCUGCCGUGCCGCUCGCGUCGGCGCAGGACCACAAGCCCGUGGGGGAGGGCGACACGGGGCCGAACACGGGCGGCAUGGGAGCGUACUCCCCCGCGCCCGUGGUGACCCCCGCGGUAGAGCGGUUUGUGAUGGAGCGGAUCAUUGCGCCCACGGUGGCAGGGAUGAAGGCGGAGGGGCUGCCUUUCACAGGCGUGCUGUAUGCUGGACUCAUGGUGGAUACGAGCGCGGGGACGGCUAAGCUGCUGGAGUAUAAUGUCCGGUUCGGCGACCCCGAGUGCCAGGUGCUGAUGAAGCGCCUGGAGUCGGACCUCUCCCAGCUGCUCCUCUCCGCCUGCCGCGGCACCCUCAGCGCCCACCCCCCCCUGCAAUGGACAACCGACGCCGCCCUUGUGGUCGUGCUCGCCGCCAAGGGCUACCCGGGAGCGUAUGAGUCCGGCACUCCGAUCCACGGCCUGGCUGCUGCUGCAGCCACAGACCCCCGAGUAACCAUUUUCCAUGCGGGGACAAAGCUCAAGGCAGCAGAGGCAGCAGGUGGAGCAGCAACGGCUGCGGCGGCAGGAGGGGCGGCGGAGGAAAGAACGCCUGGGGCCCUGGGUGAGGCCGAGAAGGCGGUGAAAGAGGGGAGGGAGGGGCAGAUUGUGGCUGCUGGGGGGAGGGUGCUGGGUGUGACGGCGCUGGGAGGGAGUGUGGGUGAGGCGCAGGCUGUGGCGUAUAGAGCAGUGGAUAAGGUGGAGUGGAAGGAGGGGUUUUGCCGGCGGGAUAUUGGGUGGCGGGCUGUGGAGCGGGAGAGGCAGCAGAAGUAGGUUGGGGGGGGAAGAGGGUGCUGCUCUGGGUGCUGUUAUGGGCUUCUGGUUACAAGUGUCGCGAUGGGGGAUGUUGUGUUAGAAUGCAAGAAUGAAUGACUAGUGUGAGAAACCUAGAACAUAUACCUGUUGGGUUGUACUCACUAGAAGCACACACCUAGGCUAGCCUAUAACUUCUACAUUCAUAAUAUGUAUAAGUUGACACACCCCCUAGCAGGGCUGUCGUUAUCAGGGUAUUUUACCCUGAUUCCCUGAUUUCACGAAUGCAAGAAUGAAUGACUAGUGUGAGAAACCUAGAACAUAUACCUGUUGGGUUGUACUCACUAGAAGCACACACCUAGGCUAGC
This is a messenger RNA of Closterium sp. NIES-67, 2291 nucleotides long. The record is from the annotation of a GenBank genome assembly. NCBI's taxonomy places the organism in Eukaryota, Viridiplantae, Streptophyta, Zygnematophyceae, Desmidiales, Closteriaceae.